Messenger RNA from Fusarium oxysporum Fo47, 1988 nucleotides. RefSeq lists its product as uncharacterized. Bases 301 to 1740 code for a protein of 479 amino acids. The record is from RefSeq and is a predicted model, not a curated record. Lineage: Eukaryota; Fungi; Ascomycota; Sordariomycetes; Hypocreales; Nectriaceae. The transcript is spliced from 10 exons.
UAUUCUUGAUUUCUCGUCUAAUUCACUCUCUCAUAAUUGAUCUCAACGUCGGUUAUCUACAUCAUCUAUCUACUUAUCAAGCCAUUCUGAAGAAUCUCGAUUGAUACCCCGCCACUAUUCACCUCCUCCUAGUCUCUCACCGCAUGCAGUAGCCUCGAUCGUCUAAUUCUAUCAUCACAGCGACUGUCAAGGGUGUCACGCGGAUAGAGUCGACUUGGAAAGGACAUCAAAUCAACAGUGGCCCACCUCGUUAUGUGAUGAAAUAGACAUUCUCUUCUGAUACGCCUUUUGCCUCUCGUAAUGGAGAUGGUUCUAGGUGGCCAACUUGAGCUACAUCUGCUCCAAGGUUGUUGCUUGGAGGCAGAAAGGGCAGACCGUGUUGCAGUUCAACUCCUGGGCCUUCGCAAUGCCUUGGGCGAGGGCACCCAUACCCAUUUGUUGAUGACGAUGGAGGAGGUCAGCAUCUCAGGCCAACUGCUCCGUGAACUAGCCGAGUACUCCAAAGUCCAUUUCUCUCGAGUUCCGGUCGUGCUCGACUAUCUCGAAAUCCUUCUCCCUUGCCUAUCAAGAUCCCUACGAGAUAUCACGACCUAUUACGAAGAUAGGACUCUCACCAAGGAGAAUCGUUGGCGGAAGAUGUACCACUCGAUGACCCAAGAAGCUGGGGGCCUUUCACUACCCCAGCGCUUUGUUCUUUACAAUCGUUUUCUGUACCUGUUACAGGAGUUGCUAUUGAGAUCGCCAAAUUUUGACUUCAACACUAUGGAAUGCACUCGAUUACAGUUGAUGCAGCUCAGGGAAGCCAGAGGCAUUCCCCCUCCCCCUAUUCGCCUUAAUUCAACAAUUCGUCCCGAUUCUGUGCUAGAUGAUGAUUCGGGCAUCGCGACUAAUAUUCAUUGGGCUGAGAAAAUCUUCUCUUUACCCCUUCCCUCCCGGACUCCGCUUAAGCAUCAGCAGUCGUCCAAGGCAUAUGGCCCACACGCCCCCUGGAGUCAAGCUCGCAUGCCAAGUGAUGCAAGAAUUCUUUUUAUUCGUUCUUUCAAUGAGCGCCAGAUAACCCUGAUAGUAUAUCAGAGUGGUCGAGACAGAUGCCCAUAUUUCCUGUUGCGAACGUUCCACAUGGGAACUCCAUGGUUUUCGCUUCGUGGUGCACAUGAGCUAUGUGUCGAACGCAAUGGGAGCAGCCUUCAGUUCUGGCGAUGGAGUUCCAGUGAACAAUGCCCCAAGAUAUGGGCCAAUCUUUGCUUCAUGACGUGGGAAGAAUUGGUGCUCGUGUACUGCUGCUUUUUGUCUUUCAAGACGCGCAAUAGUCUUACAGUACAGGUUGCAAAUGAAGAUCUCACUCUUUGGGGUGAACGAAAACUGUUCCAAGCUCGAAUCGUGGACGACGGUUUCAUGCAUUCUCUCAUUGUAUAUGAGGACUAUAUGACAAAGGGUAUUCGCCUCCACGCUGCAGUCUGGGACGGUGACCUACGCCAAUGUCCUGUCUGGACAGCUUUCAUCACACAUCAGUCAGCCUCCCCUAAAUGGAUAAAGAGAGUCAGCAAGACCAGAGUCCGACUUGCUGGCAUUCAACUCUACGUCUUUUGCCAGGAAUACCGGCAGCAGAACCAACGAAUCAACCGUGCAGGAGCCUUCGAGAUCCGAUUCGUGAGUGAAGAGGCGGCCAAGCGUUUCAAAGAGCUCUUCUCUCCUGCGCUCAUCGACGAGAGCACCGCCACAGAGUCGACACAGACUUAAGUCAACAACAGUGUUUCCGCUGUACGACACAAACUCGGCACUUAAAAUUUCUCCUGUGAAUAGUUGUACUCCCCCCUUGUUCCAUUACAUGUAGCCUUUCACCUUGAUUCAUGUUUUUUCUAGCGACGGCGUCCCACGAGAGAAAUAACGGUUUGACGAUUUACGAAUAACGAUUUCCCUAUUUUUAAUAAUAAAGUUGAAGUCGAGGGCCACAGAUUGCACGAUACAUCACAGCCAUUUGCGAGUUC